CAAACUGACGUUUUUGGUUAUUUUUGUUCUCGCCUCGUGUUUACUUUAGUGUCUAAUUUCGGUCCAAUUGCGAAAAAUUUGUUGUGCAACAACACUUCAAUCAAUAUUUCGAUCAUACACGGAAUCGCCAUACGGAAUAGUAUCGAUCCACAGUUUCCGACUAGGUAUAUGUAUACAGUAUCACGUGGUGGUGUGGUGGUUUAUAUAAUUCUUGUUUACCGCACAAGUCGAAACUUUGCGCAUGUGCGUCCCGUCAGUAACCUCAAAUCGUAGAGCGGGCUAGGAGUCGGCAGGUUCCGGACAUCCGGGUCGCGGAGCAGCGGAUCCGGCACGCGUGUGAACUUGUGAUGUGCCCUUGUGCCAGCAGUGGCAGUGCGCGCCCCGCGUGUGGACCUAAGCGCUGGUGAUACUCGCGCGCGCCUGACAUGGCCCAGACUCAGUUCUCGCGGAGCUCGGAGAGCGACGCGUGGGCGCUGCUCUCGCUCAAGUCGCCCCCGUCGCCUUCGAAAGUGCAGUGGGCCCAGGAGCCGGCUCCGGUGGCCAUCGCGCGGCUCGACGGGAGAGACUUUGAGUACUUGAUCCGGCAGAAGCGCGUGGUGAUCGGACGCAACUCGAGCCGGGGAGAAGUGGACGUUAACAUGGGACACUCGAGUUUCAUAUCGCGGCGUCACUUGGAGUUGUUCUACGACCAGCCGGAGUUCUACCUGACGUGCAACAGCAAGAACGGCGUGCUGGUGGACGGCGUGUUCCAGCGGAAGGGCUCGGCGCCGAUGCUGCUGCCCAAGAGAUGCACUCUUCGCUUCCCUUCCACGAACAUCCGCCUGGAGUUCCAGUCUCUGGUGGAGGAGAGCGGCAGCGGGGCGGGGGGCAGCUCGGGCCCGCCGCUGCCGCCGCUCCGGAUCACCAUCCCCGUCGACAACGACGGCCGCAGUCCCGCACCCUCGCCUACUGGCACGAUAAGCGCGGCGAACAGCUGUCCGACGUCACCCCGCGGCGCCGGCUCGUCGGGCCGGCGGCACGCCGACCUCGGCCUCGUGGCGCAGCACUACGCCGAGCUGGCGCAGCGACCCACCUCCAACGGCACUGGUGCCUCCUCCGCAUCAGAUUCUGGGUACAGCAGUCGUGACGUGCGCGAGCGCGACCGCGACCACCGCGAGCGCGACCACCGGGACGACGCCAAGCCGCCCUACAGCUACGCGCAGCUCAUCGUGCAGGCCGUCGCCUCGGCGCCGGACAAGCAGCUCACGCUCAGCGGCAUCUACAGCUACAUCACCAAGCACUACCCCUACUACCGCACGGCCGACAAGGGCUGGCAGAACUCUAUACGUCACAACUUAUCACUUAACAGAUACUUCAUAAAGGUGCCGCGCAGCCAGGAGGAGCCGGGCAAGGGCAGCUUCUGGCGCAUCGACCCGCAGAGCGAGGGCAAGCUCAUCGAGCUCGCCUUCCGCCCGCGCCGUCCGCGCGGCGUGCAGUUCCGCGCGCCCUUCGGCCUCUCCUCCAGGAGCGCGCCCACGUCGCCGUCGCAGGUGGGCGUGUCGGGGCUCGUGACGCCCGAAGAGUUGUCGCGCGAGCCCACCCCGGACCUCUUCACCGGCGAGGACCACGACCAGAGCGGACAGCAGCGACUGAGCGGCGCGGGCGCGGGCGCGGGCGCGGCGGCGGCGCAGUACCUGUUCUCGGGCCGCAGCGGCGUCAGCCAGAGCGCGCCCGGCUCGCCAGGGCACGGCAUGGCGUACAGCGCGGGCGGCAGCGGGCGCGGGCACCAGAUCACCGUCGUCACCAACGGCGCCGGCGGCGAGCGGGAAGAGAAGUACGUGGUGGGCACGAGCACGGGCGGGCUGGUCUCCAUCCAGGAGGAGGCGCUGCAGCACGAGCCCUACCUGCAGGGCCGGUACUCGGGCGACAUGGAGGCGCUGGCCGGCGAGCUCGUCAUCGAGGCCGCGCUGGAGCCGCCGCACAAGCGCCCCCGCCACGACGUGUCGGAGGCGGAAGAGCGACGCGCGUAUUGACGCGCGCACGCGUGAGCGCCGCCGCGCGCGCGCUCCGGGGAGCCUUACGGACCGAGUUAACGUGGAGUUCACUAGAGGGCGCCGUUGACAAGUAUCCCGAUAUAGCCCGGUGCGAUCCUCGGAAUGCGGUGCGGCCGGCCGGUAGGGCGGCGAUAAUGCGGCGGUCGGAGUAUGUCUGGGACUGCGAUACCCCCGACGGUUGCGCCGUGGACGGUGUCGAGAGUGAUUUUAGUUUACGCGUAAGUAAUGCAGUAGUAUGAUCUACGGAUGCCUUUUUCGUUUGUUUUUUUUUUCAAAUAGUUCCGGACUCGAGUGCACAGUUUGACAGUUGUAAACGUCUGUUUGACUCUUUUAAUUAUACGCUUGCAGUGACUAUGUGUUGCCAGCUUCAAAAAUAUGCCGGCGACCGCCGCGUUUCUAAAUUUUAUUCUCGUAUUUCUGAAGCUGGUUGAAACAUUUUAAAAUUAAAGUACUAAGUGCAAUGAUUUAUUAUAAUUUAUUGAUAAGUUUAGUUAGAAAUAAAUGUGUAACCGAUCAUUGUUGCUUAUUUGAUUAGGAGCUACUUAAAUUAGUAGAGACUCAUUUGUAGACGGAAUAACAUUUUAUUUAAUCGAUCGAAUAUUUUAAGUGCUAAUUUAAUUUUUUAUAUCCUAAAAGUGUGGUUGAGCGGUGACUUAGGGUUCGGUUACUCUGUGUGUCUGAACCUCGGCGGGUGACUGGGGACCGAUGGAACCCAUCGAUUAAAUUCACGAAGCGAUAACUUUCAUGAGAUCAAUAAAAUUGUUUAAAUAAUCGAUGAAUUUGGCACGCGAGUACAACAUUUUUACGAAAAGAAUUUUCGAAUAUUUCCCUUUCUAGAUAAAUUUACAAAUGCGUAAUUUAAAUAUUCCCCAGUUGAAGUUUGUGAAAAUGAAUUCUUGUAAAGAAUUUAAUUAUUACAAUAAUGUAAUAACCUAAGUCAUGAAUUUGGAAUCGCCUUAGAUACGGCCGUUGUAUUUUUAUCCUAUCAACCUUUUCGAUGUAAGGAUUAGGAAUAAAAGGAAGCAAUAGAAAUAUUUUUGAUGUCUCAAAUUAUAAUAACCAACGAAGCAAUUUAGUAAUAAAAUGGCUGAUUCAUUUGCUUAUAGCAAAUCUAUAGAGUAUAUUAUCUACGGCCAUUGGUCUAUAGCCUUAUAAACUUACACAGUAGCAGUACAAUAUGUGUGAAAUGUCUGAAGUUAAUCAUUUAAACUUAUACCCCCUUAUUCAUAAACGUUUACUAAACUUAUCAAGCCGAUAAAGUUCGUUUGUCCCUUUUCGACGUAUUGGUGUGAUAGAAAGGGACAAACGAACUUUAUCAGCUUGAUAACUUUAGCGAACGUUUAUGAAUGAAGAAGGAAGUCUUUAUACUUCACUACUGAUAAUGAUAUUUAAGACAUUCUCUGCUGAUUUAAUCAGUGUAUAUUAAAUCAUAUUAUUUGCUUUGAUUUAAUUAGUUGGCGGCGCUUUAAAUCGAGAAGUACUGCCAGGCAAUUGUAAUAUUUUGAUUACUUCUGUGUUUAUACAUGGUAAAAUUUUUAAUUGUUCAUUUUUCGCCAUACAACAGUUAAAUAUUCUUAAUAGAAAUAGCAAGGUUUUCGCCAGUAAUUUGAAAGCGAACAGGCAAACUUAUUUAAUAGAUAGGUGAAUAACGAAAGAGAAAAUUCUAGCAAUUGCCAGUAUGCCCUAAACCCGAUGUGCCACGAAGUUGGACGUACUUUAUAUAGAAUCAUUUUGUUUCAAGUAUGAUAGCUGAUGUGACCAUGUCACAGGUUACACAUUGCCACAGCAAAACUGAUGGUGUUGUGCCAUCUAUAGUUGGUCAACUAAAUCUUGGCACAAAAAAGCGGCAAAUUUGAAAAUUGUAGGGCUCAUCGGCCAAUUGUCUUCAUAAAACGCUUGCCCUCCUAAACCUUGACGUUGGCGGAAUUAUCGACGAGCCGUAACACAAAAAAAUUGAUUGGAAAUACGAAGGUUAAUUGAAAAUUUAAAAAUAUGAAUUUCGCGCCUUUUUUUAUUGCCAAGUUUUAGUUGACCGUCUAUAAUUCUAAGUGUAGGACGCCAACCUUUGUUGAUACUGUUACUUUCUAAAGUUCGAACUGUCACACUGACAUGGGGCUCCAAGACAAUAUUAUCGAAAUAUUCUUAAAUUGGUUGUUUAAAUAACUUCGCAAAUGCUAGAAUUUUCUUUACUACUUAUUAUAUUUGUAUAAUUUGUCGUAUUUUAAAGUCUAUUUGCAUAUUCAGGUAUUAGUAGGUAUAUAGUUUAUGUAAAGUUACGAAAUCAAAUAAAUAGUUCCUUUAUUUUGCCACGUAAUGCAAUUAAAUAGGUAUUUUUAGGUCCUAUCUUGUAUUUGCCUGUACUUCACUUUCAGAACGAGAUAAUUUAUAAACCGGGCAUCCUAAAGCAAUGUAGAUAGGUAAAGAAAAAUGCUGUUCUAUUUUGAAAUGUGUAUUAGCGAAAUAAAUAGUCAUAUAAAACUCCUUUAACCUUUUGAACGCCAUCCGUUAAACCCGCGAGUCGUGUCAUCACGCGCACGACAACUAUGUGCUCAAUGAUCUAACAUCUCUGACACGUCCGCUCCCUAUACAUGCUCUUAAGGCAUGGGCCUUUGAGGGUUUUGACGUUCAAAAGGUUAAACAUAAAGUUUGAAAUCCCCUAGACACUAGCAAAAUAAUCAAUGAAAAUAUUAGAACCUCGAAACGGUUUCUGCUAUGUAUUAGUUUCUGUGAAAGCGUUUAAAUUAGUAAUAACAAUAGUAAUACUGAAGUUUUUUUUUCGCAAGAGAGUAUAAUCUCGUUCACUGUAACCAAUACACCAACUCCAUAGUACAUAUUAAGCUUAGCACUGGUAAAUAAGAAUAUGAUAUUCUUAUACUUAAAAGUUAAAACAUUUGUAUCGUAGUCAAGUUACUACACGAUCUAAUACUGUGGAAAGAGUGAAUAAAUGUUUUGGUAUACAAAUAUGUGAAGUAGUUGAUAAACAGUAGCAUACAUCCACAUAAGUUCAAUCUUCAUAUAAUGUAAGAGAACUGGGUUAUGUUAUGAUUAUUUAUCGCACCUAACCUAACAAUAUUGUGAAAUGAUGAAGAUGUGUUUUAAUUUCGUAUAUGUAUGUCGAUGUCGAUCAAAUUAGUUACAAUAUAUGGCCGACUUACAAGAUUUUAAUGAUUAGCAUAAUAACGAUUUUCUUAUUUGUGUAUUAACAAUCUAUAACUUAUUCAAGAUUGGUUCGCGAAAUAUGAAUCUAUUUAGCUUAUUUCACCUUAUUAAAAUGGGCCACAAUUUUGGCAUAUGCCGUUUUUUCAAGAGUGCUUUAAUUGAUAUGAUUACUGGAUAAAAAUCCCUACGCGCUCUUAUAUUUUAAAAUAAUAGGGUGUCUCAAAACGGCGCCAGAAACACGAACCUUCAAAAUUUCGAAGCCUGAUCAGAAAUAUAUUACUAUUGUCAAGAGGGCGCUAUUAUCCUGAUGAAUGUAUGCGGUGACAGUUCAGUAUACUAUGAAGAAAAUAGUUCUAAUGAAAUUCCGCAAGAUGGCGCUUAGUCAUAUAUUUUUGGUCGGGCUGUAUGGUAAGGCGGCUUAGAACUUGUGAUUUAGUAUGUACUGCACUUACGUUCGUGCGAAUGCCGUCAACAUUGUAAACUAAUGUUAGCUGUAGAAUAUUUUAUUUAGCGUAGGUGUAUAGGCGGGAUUGAAUGAGGAAAGAUUAUUUUAGCAUUUAAAUAUAUGUGAAUUAUGUGAGGCUUAUUCGGCGUUCCGUUUCUGGUCUCGUCUCGUUUUGUAUAAAUCGUAGGUCGGUAGGUGCAUGGUUUUAUGUAGUAUUUCGCUAUUCAUUCGCGGGUUGGUCUAUAGCUCUUUUAAACUGUUUGAAAAGUUUCACCAAUUUGUAAAUAUCGCUGUUAUAACAGUUUGUUUUAUUGCAAUAUCGUGAAAGAGGUAAUGAAUAUUCAAUAAAAAUGAAAAUAUCGUUAUUAAUUUAGGUGAACUAAAAUUUUAAUCCUCGUCUUAUUUAUGACGGCGGAGAGUUAGUCAUGUCAACUCGCGAAUAAUAACGUUUAGCUAAGUUGUUAAGCUUUGAAGACAGCCUUUGGUAAUAUGAAUCAAUUUCCAGUUAUUUGGGUUGGGUGACUACAAUUCCAACUUCGCUUUCCUGCAGUUUACUGAGUAACCGUAAUGACCUGAAAUCUGAAUCAAACUAUGUUAUACCUACGCUGUCCUUGUUCUUAAAAUAUCACGAAAAUUAAAAUUAAUAAAUCCUCGACCAAUGUUUACCUUCAAGGUAUAUGAAAUACAACACUAUUUAAAAAUUUGGAGAACUCUGUACGCGGGUGAAACAGCGAAAUCAACUUGAGUUUAACAAAUCGAUUUUUCGCCCAGAUGAUUUAACCGGAAAAGUCCUUUAAAGAGGCAAGUGACUGAAAAAUAUGAAAGGACUUUGUGCUUAUUAUCAACGCUUUGACCGUAACACGUAGCUAUGGAGAAUGUAGGGGCCCAUCAACUUAUUCUUGUUUCUGUCUGAGUGAUUCUUGUGACGUUUCUUGGAAAGAAAUCAUGCUUAAGGUCACCUGAGGGACUCGCGUCACUCGGUGUUAGUGCCUCUUUUGAAACAACAUAGUAUAAAAUAUUAAAAGUUAAGCGACCAUUAUAUGAACCAUAAUGGGUUGCAGUCAUUUUAGAAGUUAGUAAAAGACGCAUACAUACCUAGUGAUGCAGAUGACCUUAUAAUAGUAAAAGUUUGGUAGAUUUAUAAUCCACUAAAACAAGUUUUAUACAGUUGUGUGGAUAUAUGGAAAAUUGGUAUAAAUAGAAGAACAAGUUGAUAGACCUAUAGCCACACUUAAACAUGUAUAAAUAUGUAUAAACAUAUAUAAGAGCUAAAGGUAGAUUAAGUUCGCAACUAGCGUAUGAUAUAAGGCAUUUAAAAUGCCAAUAAUACUUCGUGUCUAAAGUAAUGUAUUUAGUGUAUGCUGGUAUAUAAUUUGUUGUGUAUAUUGCAUACUAUAACUCGGGAAGCUCCUUCCGGAUGGUUGUACCAAGACACUUGUCUGAAUAUUGACAAAUUUUAAGAAAUAAACGUAUUUUAAUCCUU
Messenger RNA from Leguminivora glycinivorella, 7120 nucleotides. RefSeq names its product forkhead box protein K1 (gene FoxK). Gene Ontology annotation, biological process: regulation of transcription by RNA polymerase II. Lineage: Eukaryota; Metazoa; Arthropoda; Insecta; Lepidoptera; Tortricidae. Gene Ontology annotation, molecular function: protein binding; DNA-binding transcription factor activity, RNA polymerase II-specific; RNA polymerase II cis-regulatory region sequence-specific DNA binding. The record is from RefSeq and is a predicted model, not a curated record.